Diutina rugosa is the source of this 981-nucleotide messenger RNA. RefSeq lists its product as uncharacterized. Gene Ontology annotation, cellular component: mitochondrion. The transcript has a single exon. The coding region runs from base 1 to 981 and encodes 326 amino acids. The record is from RefSeq and is a predicted model, not a curated record. NCBI's taxonomy places the organism in Eukaryota, Fungi, Ascomycota, Pichiomycetes, Serinales, Debaryomycetaceae. Gene Ontology annotation, biological process: glycerophospholipid biosynthetic process.
AUGCCUAAGCUCCCGGCGUUUGCCUUUGACAUCGAUGGCGUGCUUCUUCGUGGUCGCAAAGCGAUUCCCCAGGCGAAAGCAGCCCUCCUGCUCCUUCAAUCUCACCAAGUGCCGUUUAUUUUGAUGACUAAUGGUGGGGGGAUGACGGAAGCCAAACGAACGAAAAUGGUCGCCGACGAAAUCGGAGUGGCCAUCCACGAGUCGCAAUUGGUCCAAUCGCAUACUCCGAUUAAAGGGAUGCCGUUUGACAAGCUGGAAAGAGUGCUUGUCGUCGGGGGCCACGGGGAUAGUGCUCGCGAGUGUGCGGAGAGUUAUGGGUUUAAAGACGUGGUUUUGCCCGUUGAUCUCGUCAGUUUGAAGCCGCUGAUUCUGCCUCACCAUGCCAUUUCACCUCACAAUUUACAGGCGUGGCUGAGGGACAUUUCGUCGCUGAUCAAACGGCCAUUUCUGGCAGUAAUGGUGUUUAACGACCCCAGAGACAUGAAUACCGACAUGCAGAUUAUCCAGGACGUGCUCAAUUCGGAGGGGGGUGUCAUUGGCACUGUCAGACGUCAGCGGAGCGGGGAACCGACAGUGCCGAUCAUUUUCUCCAAUAACGACUUUGUGUGGGCCAACGACUACCCCGUGCCGCGGUUCGGCCAGGGGAUGCUCCGCAUGUGUGUGGAACGCGUAUACUAUGAGCUUAAUCAACAAGGGUUAAAGCUGACGAUCUUGGGGAAGCCGUUCAAAGUACAGUAUGACUACGCGCUGAAAGUAUUGGCUUCCUUGGGAGUCAAAGGGGACCAAAAUGUGUACAUGGUGGGCGACAACCCUGCCAGUGACAUUUUAGGAGCUAAUAGCUACGGGUGGCGGCUGAUGCUUGUGCGUACCGGUGUGUUUAGGGAUGAAGACGCCGAGUACGCCGAGGCGUUACCCUCUGACGGCAUCCACGAUAACGUGUUGGAAGCCGUCGAACACGCCCUCAAAGCCGAGGGGGUGUAA